Messenger RNA from Thermothielavioides terrestris NRRL 8126, 420 nucleotides. RefSeq lists its product as uncharacterized. The record is from RefSeq and is a predicted model, not a curated record. Lineage: Eukaryota; Fungi; Ascomycota; Sordariomycetes; Sordariales; Chaetomiaceae. Bases 102 to 287 code for a protein of 61 amino acids. The transcript has a single exon.
UGUGGAAGUGUUCCGUUUAUUUGUUCUUGGACUGACAUUGGCGGCGGGAAAACAUCACGGCGUUUUGUGGAGUCGCAUCGGGAGUUCGGAGUCAUGUAUGCAUGCAUGAUGCUGAUGAAAGUACGCAUCUUUUUGUAACAGUACGAGUACUCAGCGAGGCCGGCAAUGGGACAUCGGCCUGGGACAUCCCCGGGCCUGUCGACAAUCUGUGGGCGAGGUGGGCAUACCUUUCAGCUGCCGCUGGUGACCGCAUGCACAUGUGCUUGACUCACAGCAUCGGUAUAUAACUCGGCAAGCGAGGUAAGUCGAGGUCAUGAACUAUUUACCAACCCCUUCGGUGACUCUAUGGCGCAGAAGCAACCAGUUCGCACAACGGAAGUUGGCUAGUGUCCAAGCGCCAACGUCAUGGGCGGGCGAAGG